Oncorhynchus masou masou (cherry salmon) is the source of this 4381-nucleotide messenger RNA. Its product is annotated as matrin-3-like. The transcript is spliced from 20 exons. The record is from RefSeq and is a predicted model, not a curated record. Gene Ontology annotation, molecular function: RNA binding; zinc ion binding. Bases 278 to 3814 code for a protein of 1178 amino acids. Lineage: Eukaryota; Metazoa; Chordata; Actinopteri; Salmoniformes; Salmonidae. Gene Ontology annotation, cellular component: nucleus.
GGCGCAUCCUCCCUGCGACUCUCGUUAUAGAGCUUCAACGCCGUGUGAGCCCACCCUGCGCAGAAAUAUUCCAUCAGAUGAAGAGGAGAGUUUUCCUUUUUCCUCAUCCACGUUGACUUGUUGCCACGUCGUUGUCAGUUUUUGAAUUGACCCAAUCUUCUCUUCGUUCAAAGACUUAAAUUGGCCCUCACUUUCACUGCUUCCUUAUUCUGUUUAUUGUGCUGUGUAAUCUCACAUUGAGUUAGUUUAGAGCUCGUUGGCCAUUUUGAGGAUUGCCAUGUCCCAGAAGAUUCCAUCUGAUAGCUUUGCUGUGGGACGCGGGCUUCUGGCUGCUGCUGAGACCCUCAACUUCAGCAUGAAUGAACAGCGUUCAGACAGUCUCCAUCAUGGCUCAACCUCCAGACAGUUGCACGGCAUGUCCUCGGGUAUGGGUGGUGGUGAGUGUGACCCGCAGCUGUCCCGUCGUGGUGGCGGCGGCAGCCACAUUGGCAACUCCAUGAAGCUAUUUGCCAGCUUGGGCCUGUCGCCCGCUGACCUGGACGUGCUGGCACAGAUCCCAGAAGAUAACAUUAGUGUGGAGACCUUGCCUCACCUUAUAAUGCAGCUUAAGAACCGGAAGGUGGAUUCUGACAGACGCAUGGCAGGCAACUCUAGAGGGGACCUGUCCGGGCUCACCUCUGAGCCCUCAUACAGAGCCAGCAGAGACGACUGGGAUGGCAUGCGUGUUGGCAAACUGGGUGGUUCCAUGGGGCAAGCUUCGGCCCACGCUCAGCAAGGAGACUUGGGCUACAGUUCCAUCCAAGACACUUCAGCUGGAAGGUACGAACUCGACUAUGGCCACGGCAGCGGUGGAAGAGAUCCAGGGUGGUAUUCAGAUCUUUCCCGUGAUCGCUACAGCGGUAUGGGCAUGGGUCCCCCUUCAGCGGCAGACAGUGUCUUUAUGACCAGGAGAAUGGGAUCCCCGUCCCAAGGCAAAGUGCAGGACUUCUUAGGAGUUACACCUCACAUGUUUCCCCAUGUGUGCUCUCUUUGUGAUUUUGACGUGCACUCUACCAUGGAGUGGAACCAGCACGCGGAUGGAUUACGCCACACAGAAAACCAGAGGCUCCUCCUGCAAAUGUACCCAGAAUGGGAUCCACACAUGGCCACAAGCAGAAGCGGUGGGUCUCAUCUACUGGAGACCACCAAUCAAUCAGACGGUCUUCUGGGACCCAUCCCCAUUGCUGAAAGGCAGCAGGCUGGAGGAGGGCGCUUGAACUCCGGUUGGGGUGGUGGUGUUGGAUCUAAUGUUGGUUCAGGCAAGCCACAUCAACGCUCUAUGGCACUUAAGCAGAUCAGAAGCAAAGUCGUGGUGGCCAAAUAUGACAUGAGUCCUCUGUCUAACAAAGCCCUGUUCGCCCUGGUUGAACCCUUUGGAACUCUCUGUGAACACCUGGUACUGAAGAACAAGGCCUUUUUAGAGAUGGAGACUCAUAAGGAAGCUCGGGAUGUGGUGAGCUACUACCAGCAGAACCCAGCGAUGUUGCAUGGGAAACAAAUCACUUGUUAUCUGUCCAAGGAACUCAUGGUGAUUCGGAAAGACAGCAGAACUGAGAGAAUCAACCGGGAGGCGAAACAAGGCAAAGAGCCGGCGGCGGUGAACCAAUCGCAGGUCGUCUUCUUCUCCAACUUGCCUCGUGAGAACGAGAAGAAGCAGGAACUCCUCACCAUCGCGCGGCGCUUCGGCACCGUGGAGAAACACUUGUUUCUAACUGAUGAGUCUUUUGUUCAGCUGGGGUCUGCGGAGGAUGCUGAGAUGUUGGUGAAGUACUACACUCUGAAUCCCCUGACCAUCCAGGGAAAGACUGUCCGUUUAAACAUCUGUACCAAGUACAAGACCUUAAAUGUGAGUAAUCACUCCAACAAACUGAUGGAUGAUAAGAGAAGGAGAAGCAACAGUAGUACUGGGUCCAAAGACAAAAGUUCUUCCAGAAGUGGUAAAUCUUCCUCUAGCAGCAAAGCCAAAGAGGACAAGGUGGAACCACCAAAAGGAGAGGACUGCGGUGCAGAGAGAAAGGGGGAGAGGUCAGGAGGAGAGGGGGAGGGGUCGGGUGAUGAGGUGGCAGGUGUGAUGGAGGGAGAUGACGCCGAGGAGUGCAAAGGAGAGGGAGACCAAGGUUCGCAUGAUGUUAGGUCGUCAGAGGACAAUGCUGAAGGUGUGACGGAGGACCCAGAGACCGCUGCCAACACCAGUCUGGAAUCCCAGGAGGAGAAGGAACCUGCUCCGGACUCCGACGACGUUCCGAGCACUGCCAAGGUUCUGAGCAGUAGUGAUGUCACAGAGCAGGCUGAGGGGUCAGACGUGGAGGAGGGGACUGUGCCUGGUCCAGAGGAGAAAGCGGAGGGAGAGCCUGAGAGUGAACAGAUGGAAACUGAAGCCACUACAGACGAGCCAGAGACCGAGGACAAGGAUGACAUGCCGUCGGCAGAGCCAGCAGAGAGCUCAGAGAUGCAUGAGGAACAACUACCUGCAGACCAGGAGGAGGGCAGCAUGGAGCAGGAUUUCCCAGAGAACAUGGAUGACUUUGUGACUCUGGAUGAGCUGGCAGAGGACGAGGACUUGGAGAGACAGGACUCCUCAUCCAAAGAAAAGUACUCCUCUUCAGGAAGCUCUAAGAAAAUUGGGGGAUUGAGAGUGGUCAACGUUGUGGGAUUUAAACGAGCCUAUGGUUUUCUGAAUGAGAUCUUGGCCCUGGCCAAGCCCUUCGGUACUGUAGUUCAGCACCUGGUGCUUGACGUGAGACCUGAGGCCUUUCUGCAACUCAAUUCGGAGGAAGAGGCGAAAGCAAUGGUCAAUUUCUACAGUGGGAAUGUAACACCGACUGUGUGCGGGAAAUCUGUGAAAAUCUACCACUCACAGACAUACGCUACCAUUCAGAGUGGGAGAGUGGUAUACGUGGGUCAGAUUCCCCACUUCAAAUCCUCAGAUGCCUCUCUUCUGAAAAUUGCUGAACCGUUCGGCAAAGUGAGACGCUAUUUCCUGAACAGAUCUCGCAACGAGUGUUUCAUUGAGAUGGAACGUGGAGAGGACGCUGAGAGAAUGUCUGAGACCUACAAGGACACGCCCCCUAAAUUCGAAGGCAAGCGACUAACGGUGUACGUGAGCAGGAAGUACAAACAGCUCAAAUACGGACACCGACCACCUGCCCCUGACUCUGAGGAGAAGAAGAGGUCGUCGAAGAGGGAGCGAUCGGGCAGUGAAGCGAGCUCCCACAGGAGCUCCGCAGCCAAAAGCUCAGCCAAACAGGAUGAAGAACCUCCAGUCAAGAAGUCCAGAGAGGAGACGGCAUCUUCAUCAGCAGACAAGCCUGACGAGGAGAAGAUGGUGGAGACGCCCACUGAGCAGAGUGAGGUUAGGAAGGAGGAGGAGGAGGUACAGGGAGAGCACGGUCAACCCUCUGAGACCUCAGCUGUACACAAGAUUGACACUGACAUGAACAUCAAAAUGGAGGAAAACGAGACGGCCAUUUCCAUAGUGAGUGUGAGGAGCGUUGAGGAGAAUGGAGAGACUGCCUGCACACCAUCCCAGGCUGAGGGGAAGCUUUCAUCGACCAGCCCGGUUCCUCUGGGGCCUUAUGAGUCUAACAACCCAGUGGGUGUUGAAUAUGUGAAGAUGGGGUACUACUGUAGAGUCUGUUUCCUGUUCUAUUCCAAUGAGGAGACGGCCAAGAAGGUUCACUGUAGCAGUCAAUCUCACUACCAAAAACUCAAGAAACAUCUGGAAAAGGAGAAGGCCAAAGCUCAAAGUACCACAGGGACGAAGACUCCUGUUUAGGAAUGAUGACAAGUGUUGGAAAUGUUUACGCUUGGAUAGAGUUCGUUUGUAACGCAAGAGUGGAUGUUUCAGCAAUUCUUUUUUUGUCUUUUCUUUUUUUUUUUCAUGCUUUCAUGUUUAGUCAUACAGUCUUGUAACUCUUUAUUUUAACCAAUGUACUGUACCAGGAGGAACCAACCAUGAAUGGGUCUGGAGAAUGUAGGGAGUUUUGUAUGCCUGGUUUUGUUUUUAAUAUUUUCUGAUAACUCGUCUUGCUAAAUUGUUAAGCGCAAGACACAUUUUUGAUUUGUGUUGAAGUCAUAGGACGACAUCCCUCUCAGAUGCUGGUCUUUUGAUUGGUUCCCCGACUGUUGUGAUGCAGAGACAAGAAAUUGCGUAACCAAUUAUAUUAGGGCAAGUGUCUAAAGAAAGGAGUUUGGUUGAUCAUUUUUAAUAAAUGCCUCCCAUGCAGAUGUUCAGAUAAUUGCAUUGCUUGGAUGUAUAAUGAACAAAAAUAUAAAUUCAACAUGUAAUGUGUUCCCACGUUUUAUGAGUUGAAAUAAAAGAUCCCAGAAAAGUUUUAUUGUG